Messenger RNA from Pan troglodytes (chimpanzee), 8099 nucleotides. RefSeq names its product solute carrier family 22 member 13 (gene SLC22A13). NCBI's taxonomy places the organism in Eukaryota, Metazoa, Chordata, Mammalia, Primates, Hominidae. The transcript is spliced from 10 exons. Bases 2976 to 4631 code for a protein of 551 amino acids. The record is from RefSeq and is a predicted model, not a curated record. Gene Ontology annotation, biological process: transmembrane transport. Gene Ontology annotation, cellular component: membrane. Gene Ontology annotation, molecular function: transmembrane transporter activity.
UGGUGUGAUCUUGGCUCACAGCAACCUCUGCCUCCCAGGUUCAAGCAAUUCUUGAACCUCAGCCUCCUGAAUAGCUGGGAUUACAGGUAUGUGUCACCACGCCCAGCUAAUUUUUGUAUUUUUAGUAGAGGCAGGGUUUCACCAUGUUGGCCAGCCUGGUCUCGAGCUCCUGACCUCAAGUGAUCUUACCCACUCGGCCUCACAAAGUCCUGGGAUUACAAGCAUGAGCCACUGUGCCUGACCUAAAUUGUAAUUCUCUGUAUUCACCUGUGUGUCUCUAACUUUUGGGGCAGUCUUUUAUUACCCUGUGACUUCACUUCUCUGACAGAUCUAAGAAGUUACUCAUUUUUCAGUUUGUUCAACAAUUUUACUUGUUAAAAAGGAGUAGCAACUUCCAAGCUCCUUAUGUGCCAGACCAGAAACCAGAAGUCUUACCACAAGUUUUUAUUUAAUAGAAUCAUUAAAUUGCAAAAUUGAAAGAGAUUUGAGAUGCCAUCUAGUCCAUCCCUGCAGGGGAUCUUUCAGGAAUACUUCCCUCUCCCUCCACCCCACACACGGACACCUCCCUACGCUCCCUGGACAUGGUUGCCGGUGAUCUUCCUGAUACUUCCCAUAUGGAGAGUGUAUUCAUUCCACUAAAAACUGCUCGGCUGGUUAGAAAACUCUUGUUACACCCCUCUUUGGUCUUAGUUGUGGCCUUGAAUGAAGGCAGGUACAAAGAGGAAGAUGAGGAAGACAGCUUCAAAGAGGAUACCUGGUCAUGGGCCUUGAAGCAUUGCAGAGAGCCUUUGGCAGUCUUUACAGGAUGUGGUGGGGAGGAAGGGAGGGAAAAGUUAGGAGAAAGAAGUAAACCAAAACAUCAGGAUUUGGGGAAUGUAGAGAUAAUGUGAGACCAGUGACAUUCGGUGCCUCAGUUCCAAGGUUUGGGGAUCAUAGUUCAGCUGGAGACUGACUCUAGGGAGGGUUUGGGGAUCAUAGUUCAGCUGGAGACUGACUCUAGGGAGGUCUUUGAUCAGGCCUCACUCUUGUCAGAAGUCUGCUAAUCAUUCUGUCUUUCUCUAUUUUAGAACUGUACACCAAGAAGUGGAAGAAUCUUUAGAGACCAUCCUUUACCUAGAUGGGGCAAUUGAGGGCCAGAGCCAGGAACAGAUUCUCAGGGUGAAUCAGUGGCAGAGCUCAAGUUUCCUACCUCCCAGCUCUAGCUCUCUUGGUUGCUUGGAGCCAAACAAAGCAAAAAUUCCUUUUCUGACUGGAAUGAGGAGAUGAUGAGGGCAGAGGACAAGGCUUAUGUCUCCAUCUCAGUUCUUCCCCAUAAGGGGAAUACCAGACUAGGCAGUGGUGACUGGUAGCAAUUGUUUUCUUGGCAAUUCAAUAAAGACAAUGCUAAGAAUAAGAACACUCAAGGAAGCUAAGUGAAGGAAAAAAAGAGCUGGGGACAGUGGUGAUCCUGGUGGGAGAGGUUGGGGUGGGGCAAAGAGCAAAGCAUGCUCCCUGAGCAGCAUGUCAGGCCUUGCUUCUGCCCUCCACUGUCUGCCCUGCCUUGACCUGUACUGCAGGCUGACUGAUUAACAGGCUACCAGCAGCUGUGCCAGUCAGGUGGCCAGGGCUGCCCUGCACAACCUUGCUUCCUUGCAUUCCCUUCAGCAAUGUUCCUCUGCUCAUGCCUUAAAAUAGUUCAAAAUUGAGAAGAUGAAAAUGCUUUCUUAUGCAUACACAAGCAGACAUGAAUAUGUGUAUGCACCUGGUGUGUGUGUGGGCUGUGGUGGAGGCAUACUUUGUCUUGUGUUCAUUGUCACUGACAUUGCUCAGGGAGGCUGGGGUACUUGCAUUUGUUUUCAUUUUUAGAGUGUGUUAAUGGUUUCCUUCUUGAUUAAAGUAGAGCUCAAAAUGCAGCUCUGUCAUUGCUCUGUAUUCUUGGUUUGUCUUUGAUGUUGAAAAGACAGUGCACUUGUGCUUUUGGUGGGGCUCCUGGCCUGCAUGCUGCUUCCUAGAAUUGGCAGGUAUUGCAUAUCACCACAUACCAGACACCCACAGGAGAGAAAAAUCAUCAGGAUCAAGAGGCCAGAUUGGGCUGCUGGCAAAGUUUAUCUGCAGGCUAAGUGCUUGUUGCUCUCCUGCUUAUCCAUGCUGCCUAGUGUGGGCUAUCCCUAGAAGGGAAUUCUGUGUCCCUCUGAGUGCUGCAACUACUCUCAGGGUUUUACUGUAGUGGUUUUACCUCGCCUAUUGGUUGACCCAUCUACCUGUCUCAUUUGAGUUGAGUGUGAAUUGUUUAGGAUAUUGCAAUUAGAGGUGGUGCGGGCUGGCUGGUUGCUAUAAGCCAUCUUAACAUUUGGCUAAGCUCACUCCUGUGUGCUGGGCCUGACAAGGUCCUCUUGGUUCCUCUUGUGAUGACUGUAUCUUUUACACAGUUAAUAAAACAUCCUCAGAUGUUAUAAGCUGGAGUGAACUAUUUAUUUUUCUAUUUUUUUAAUUUUAGUUUAAGUUCUGGGAUACAUGUGCUGAAUGUGCAGGUUUGUUGCAUAGAUAUACAUGUGCCAUGGUGGUUUGCUGCACCUAUCAACCCAUCAUCUAGGUUUUAAGCCUCACAUGCAUUAGAUAUUUGUCCUAAUGCUCUCCCUCCCCUUGUCCCCCACCCCCUGACAGGCCCUGGUAUGUGAUGUUCCCCUCCCUGUGUCCAUGUGUUCUCAUUGUUCAACUCCCACUUAUGAGUGAGAACAUGCAGUGUUUGGUUUUCUGUUCCUGUGUUAGUUUGCUGAGGAUGAUUGUUUCCAACUUCAUCCAUGUGGACUAUUUUUUCAUCAUAUUCUACCCUUCCCAAGUCACACCUAGGGGGCUGAGGAGUGACAGGUGGAGCAGGGCAAGGCUGGAUUAAACAUUAAUGCAGCUAUCACCACUGCCCAGAGGAGCAAGUUCCCAGAGCCAAGCUACAGAGCUACCCUAGUGUCCCCAGGCUGAGGAGGUAGUGACUGGCAUACAUGGCUCAAUUUGUCCAGGUCCUGGCUGAAAUAGGUGACUUUGGUCGCUUCCAGAUACAGCUAUUGAUCCUGCUGUGUGUUCUCAACUUCCUGUCUCCCUUCUACUUUUUUGCCCAUGUCUUCAUGGUCCUAGAUGAGCCCCACCACUGUGCAGUGGCCUGGGUGAAGAACCACACUUUCAACCUGAGUGCUGCUGAACAGCUGGUACUGAGCGUGCCCCUGGACACUGCAGGCCACCCAGAGCCCUGCCUCAUGUUCCGGCCACCCCCCGCCAAUGCCAGCCUGCAGGACAUCCUCAGCCACCGCUUCAAUGAGACGCAGCCUUGUGAUAUGGGCUGGGAAUAUCCUGAGAACAGGCUCCCAUCCCUAAAGAAUGAGUUCAACCUGGUUUGUGAUCGGAAGCACCUGAAGGACACCACACAGUCAGUGUUCAUGGCUGGGCUCCUUGUUGGCACCCUCAUGUUUGGGCCCCUCUGCGACCGGAUUGGCCGCAAGGCCACAAUCCUGGCACAGCUGCUCCUCUUCACCCUCAUCGGCCUGGCCACAGCCUUUGUGCCCAGCUUUGAGCUCUACAUGGCCCUGCGCUUUGCUGUGGCUACUGCCGUCGCUGGACUUAGCUUCAGCAAUGUCACCCUACUGACAGAAUGGGUGGGGCCCUCAUGGAGGACGCAGGCCGUGGUCCUGGCCCAGUGCAACUUCUCCCUCGGGCAGAUGGUGCUUGCGGGACUUGCCUACGGUUUCCGCAACUGGAGGCUCCUUCAGAUCACCGGCACUGCGCCUGGCUUACUGCUCUUCUUCUACUUCUGGGCUCUGCCAGAAUCUGCACGUUGGCUCCUGACCCAUGGGAGGAUGGACGAGGCGAUACAACUGAUCCAGAAGGCGGCCUCGGUCAAUAGGCGGAAACUCUCCCCGGAGCUCAUGAACCAGCUGGUCCCAGAGAAGACAGGCCCCUCAGGGAAUGCCCUGGAUCUGUUCAGACACCCCCAGCUCCGGAAGGUGACCCUGAUUAUCUUCUGUGUCUGGUUUGUGGACAGUCUGGGGUACUACGGCCUGAGCCUCCAAGUGGGGGACUUCGGCCUGGACUUCUAUCUGACGCAGCUCAUCUUUGGAGCUGUUGAGGUGCCUGCCCGCUGUUCCAGCAUCUUCAUGAUGCAGAGGUUUGGCCGCAAGUGGAGCCAGUUGGGGACCUUGGUCUUGGGUGGCCUGAUGUGUAUCAUCAUCAUCUUCAUCCCAGCAGAUCUGCCCGUGGUGGUCACCAUGCUGGCUGUGGUGGGGAAGAUGGCCACAGCUGCUGCCUUUACCAUCUCCUAUGUGUACUCUGCCGAGCUUUUCCCCACCAUCCUCCGGCAGACAGGCAUGGGGCUGGUGGGCAUCUUCUCACGGAUCGGGGGCAUCCUCACACCACUUGUGAUCCUGCUGGGAGAGUACCACGCUGCCCUCCCCAUGCUCAUCUACGGCAGCCUCCCCAUCGUGGCCGGCCUGCUGUGCACCCUGCUGCCAGAGACGCGUGGCCAGGGCCUGAAAGACACCCUCCAGGACCUGGAGCUGGGGCCUCACCCACGGUCCCCCAAAUCAGUGCCCUCAGAGAAGGAAACAGAGGCCAAGGGAAGAACUUCCAGCCCGGGAGUGGCCUUUGUGAGCAGCACAUACUUCUGAUUGAGGUCUCUAAGAGCUGGACCAUCAGCAGCAGGGAGCUGCCUAAACACCUCCUUGGAUAUGGCCAGGACCCACAGGGACACAGGGCAAGACCAGCCUUGCUUAUGGAGGCAGGACACCACAAUCUGGCCCAUGGCUGUCACCUCCUGCCGAGUCCAAUCCCAGACUGGGAACCACCAUCUGAGACAGGACCUCCCGGCCUCCUUCACCUUUCUCAUCUCCAGAGCCCUGCCCCCAAUACUCUGUCUGGGUUAGGAUCUUGGGUAUGUCUUGGACUUAACUUGUCCUCUAACAAUCUUCAUGGGGUAUGGCUCUCUUGAUCUCCUCAAUCUGGAGUCCCCUGCCCUCAAAACACAGUGAUGUUCAGAACAGAACACAAGGUAAGCCAUUUCCAAUUUGUGGGAACAGGAGGGGAGAGGAAACAAAUGUGAAGUUGUGGACUCUACCCAGGCAGGUGGAUGAAAAUGCUGUGGAUAAAAGGAAGGUUAUGAUUCCUUCUAGCGGAUGGACCAGAUUCCUCUGGCUAACGUAUGGCCCCAUAGGUCACUGGGUCAUACAGAGAGAAGAUUCAGUUCAGCCUAAAUCAAAACUUCCACCUUGCGUUCACUUCAAAGAUGGCCCAAACCCCCGCCCUACACUCAGCUCAUGCCUAACCUAUGUGUGGCUCAGGGACCAGCUUGGGGAAGGAAAGGAGGUUUGUUCUGCUCCCCGCCUCACCCCGCCUCCUCCUGCUCAUGCUCAGCUGCUUCUGGACCUUCCAGGGCCCAUGCAGGGUGAGGGAAAGGGUAGAGGUCUUUUCACCUAGCUGCUGCUGGUUGCAAUUCUUUCUGGUGCACAUUGGCUAAUGCCAGUUGGUGUGUUUUGUCAGGCUUCUGAAAGCUGCCUUUUCCACGGGCCAUCUUCUUGGGCUUCUCAGAGAUCCUCUCAGGCCUUGGUAUUGUUCCUUAGAAUGAGCAAUAUGCUCCCAAUGUACUCCCAGCUCCUCUUGGGACCCUUCUCCAGCCCCACCCAGCAUUGCUCCCACAACCUGUCCUACAGCUGGCAGCCCCUGACCCAACCAAGAUGGCCUUCUUGGCUGGGCGUGGUGGUUCAUGCCUGUAAUCCCAGCACUUUGGGAGGCUGAGGCGGGCAGAUUACCUGAGGUCAGGAAUUUGAGACCAGCCUGGCUGGCAUGGCAAAACCCUGUCUCUACUAAAAAUACAAAAAUUAGCCCUAUAUGGUGGUGCAUGCCUGUAAUCGCAGCUACUUGGGAGGCUGAGGCAGGAGAAUCGCUUGACCCUGGGAGGCGGAGUUUGCAGUGAGCCAAGAUCGCACCACUGCACUCCAACCUGGGCAACAGAAAGAGACUCCGUCUCAAAAAAAAAAAAAAAAAAAAAAAAAAAAAAAAAAAAAGACGGCCUUCUUAGAUGGGCGCCCAUAAAGAGACCUCAAGCCGGACUGCCUUCCUUAGCACCUCCUUAGCCUGCAAGAACACCAUAUAUCAUUGUGUCACCAAAUGGUAGACAGAAAAAGAGCUUGCCUGGCCACUGCCCCUGCCUUGCCCCAGCUAACCUCCCACUAGGGAGAAGGUUUCAGUCUCUCUUCUCACAGGCACCCCAGCUUGCUCACCUUCUCCUGCAUGGCUGGUUCGGGGUUGGGCGUAGAUGCUGGACCAGUUUCCUGUAAACCCAGCAUGGAAGUGUUCAGCACCUGUCUUCCAAACACAUGGAUAUUCCUCACUCACGAUUCUCAGCUUUGAAGUGCUGGACAAAAGCUCUAUUUAGCUUCCUACUGUGUGCCCAUUCAUGGCAUCCUCUUGGGGAAUACUAGCAAGUCUUUCUGGGCACAAUGUGUCUCCCAGGCUGAAACUGCCAAGGGGUGCGGAAAACCAGAUAGAAGUGGGGAAAGGGACAUUUCCCAGCUAAAGGCAGUUUCCUCCUCUAAGAUAUGGACACUUGCUCCCUUUAAGACGGAAUGAUUGUCAUUCCCAGGAAGAGACAUGAACGGCCAAGCCUGGCUAAUUUUUGUAUUUUUGGUAGAGAUGGGGUUUUGCCAAGUUGGCCAGGCUGGUCUCAAACUCCUGAACUCGUGAUCCGCCCACCUCGGCCUCCCAAAGUAUUGGGAUUACAGGCAUGAGCCACCAUGCCUGGCCCCUGGAGACUUUUUCUUUCCUUUUUGGGGGGAUUAUGGUUGGUUGGGGAGAAAGAUUUUUUUUUCUGUGUGUAUUUAAAAGUGUCCUGUGGUUUGCUCUGAUGAAUGGGUAAGUGUCCUUUAGCAGUCACUGAUGGGAGGUUGGCUGCUGAGGUCUCUGGGACUCUGAAGGAGAAUAUAUGCAGCUUCACUGGACCCUGGUUGUGUAUCUCCUUGAUUUUGCUCCUCAAAGGUUACGGCAAUGGUGACUAUCAGUCCUAAACAUUUAGUCCAGGUGUGUGAAAGCGAAACUGUGCCCCAAACAGUUAAAGACACCAAUGACUAACAGAAAUUCUUGAGUUUGCAGGAUGGCAGGUAAGCAAAGAAACAACUUGCUGAGAUGCUGAAAGUCCCUCCACUUGUAAGACAACAAAGCUGGCUAAAAUAGGUUGGAACCAAUGUGGCCAACUAGAGUCUGUGCAGUACCUGCUUGCUGACAUCACAGCCUGAACUUCCACUGCGUGUUUCAUACUCACUCCCCCCGUACCUGCCCAUGUGAUCUAUGAGGUGUCAUGAAGAGAACUGCGCAUGCUGGAGGACUUUCCAGACCUCCUCUUUCCUUCCACUAAUCACCUGCUAAUCUCAGAAUCCCGACACCUUUUCUAAUAAAAACACUGCCUUAGCACCAGCCCAGGGAGACAGAUUCAAGCUGGACUCCUGUCUCUGUGUCGGCCGGCCCAUAAUUAAAAGCUUUUCUUUUCUCAAAAACCCGGUGUCAUAAUAUUGGCUUCUAGCACAUUGAACAGCAAGCCCCUUUUUGCCUAGAAACAAUUUGACCCUCAUAUUUACUAGUUUUCUCAACCUGUAACCAAGGGAAACAAAAAUGACCUCCUAAAUUUUUAACAAAGGCAAUCAACAUUUGUAGCUGGUAUGAAUAUUUGUUCUGUAAACUCAUAUCUGCAGGCAACAGAAUGUUUCUUUAGCCUAUGAGCCUCCAUCUUGCUGAGCUGAUUGGAAAUUCAUCUCAGCUGUUAUUGGGGCUCUUCUCAACCCAGAGAGUUCUGGGAUCUUUUUUUUUUUUGAAAAGGAGUCUCAGUUUGUCACCCAGGCUGGAGUGCAGUGGUGCAAUUCUCUGCUCACCGCAACUUCUGCCUCCUGGGUUCAAGCGAUUCUCUUGCCUCAGCUUCCCGAGUAACUGGGAUUACAGGUGUGCGCCACUGCGCCAGGCUAAUUUUUGUAUUUUUAGUAGAGACAGGGUUUUGCCAUGUUGGCCAGGCUGGUCUUGAACUCCUGACCUCAGGUGAUUCGUCUGCCUCAGCCUCCCAAAGUGCUGGGAUUACAGGCGUGAGCCACCAUGCC